Miscanthus lutarioriparius is the source of this 174-nucleotide messenger RNA. NCBI's taxonomy places the organism in Eukaryota, Viridiplantae, Streptophyta, Magnoliopsida, Poales, Poaceae. The record is from the annotation of a GenBank genome assembly.
AUGGGCGACGCGCAGGCUCCCGGAGGCUACUUCGUCGGCCGUCCAGCCAACUUCGAGGACAAGCAACAAGAUGCUGCCGAUGUACAGAACAAAGGGAGCGCUCCUGAUGGAUGUAGGAAUAUUUACCCUACUGGAAGUAUGUACUUUGGAACUGGUGCUUUCAAUUCUCUGUAG